GUUUAGGUUAAAACAAUAUCAGAGUAGACUUGAAAUUUUCCGAAAUAACGAUCAACUUCCUUUCCUGGAAAAUUAUAGUUGACCGAUGUUUUGAACUACCGGUAUUUGUAUAUGUAGGCUCAUUUUGAAUUAUAAUCAAAUGAUUUUGCAGUCUUGAGACAAACGUGAAUGCAAGCUAAAUGGCCAUGGCGAUCAUGACGACUGAAAGAGAGGUUGUUGAUGCUUUUAACAGAUCCGUCCGUGAAUAUACAAAACAUACUUUCGAAAUAUUCCGAAAACAGCUUCAAAACGGUGGAGGUCAUUUUAAUGGUGGAUUCAAUGUAUGCUGGAUGAGUAAUCGAACGAAGUGGGACGCGAAGAAAGGUGUGUGGAAUUACAACCCAUCAUUUAAUUGUGAGCCAUGCCAGGAGUUAUUUGAAAAGGUGAUAGCCCUUCACAGAAAAACAGACAAGAUUGGAUUUGAAAACUGCAAAAAGAAACGAGUGGCUGGAUGCUGGGGUAUAGCAAAGCUGUUCAUGCCAAGAAAUAGUCAAGAUAUAGAGUCCCCUGAAGAUACAGAUAUCUUCACGAUUUUGCAAAUGAUGUCGAACUGUAUACUGUUCAUGACCUUGGAAGAUCACGAUGUUUUUGAGAUUUUUGUACGACUGAACCCCAUAUAUGGCUAUUUUGAGAACAGUCACCACAGAAUCGAACUCUUCACUUUUAUGGCAACAUGUCUACAGAGCUUGAUACAGGAUAUACAGGAUGUUGCUAUACGUGAUAACUUGAGACGGGCUGUAUCUAAAAUUAAAAAAAGUACUGCUGGACUUCAGAGUGCUGAUGGACCACCAGACUUGAUAACACCAUGUACAUUUAUAAGAGCAAUCGAACAAAUUUUAGGAUUUAUUCCUGGAAUUGUAACGGGGCACCGCCUAAUAUUACACGGACUUAGACCUCACGUUUUUGCAUUACUGUAUUUUAUCUCAUAAAUUACAUUACUAUGUAUAUAUUAUAACCAAAAGUCCAGUUUAAAUGUAACAAUGUUUCAUUUCAUUGAGUCUUAUCAUUAUAACCUGCCCCGUUUCCCGUAA
Messenger RNA from Mercenaria mercenaria, 1070 nucleotides. RefSeq lists its product as uncharacterized. The transcript has 4 exons. The record is from RefSeq and is a predicted model, not a curated record. NCBI's taxonomy places the organism in Eukaryota, Metazoa, Mollusca, Bivalvia, Venerida, Veneridae. Bases 180 to 968 code for a protein of 262 amino acids.